Cherax quadricarinatus is the source of this 2397-nucleotide messenger RNA. RefSeq lists its product as uncharacterized. Gene Ontology annotation, molecular function: protein binding. The record is from RefSeq and is a predicted model, not a curated record. Lineage: Eukaryota; Metazoa; Arthropoda; Malacostraca; Decapoda; Parastacidae.
CGAUAUUACUUCCAAACUUUCUAUUUUCUUGAGAAACUUAAAUUCACAGAAAGUUACACAGAAUUGUAAUUGCUUUUACUAUCAUAGCAAUUUGGAUAAAAAAGAUUUUCAUGGAGUUUUAACCCGUUUUUUCACUCUAGUAUGGAAAUACAUGAGGCUGUCGCCGACUUUUCUGAGGAUCUGGUGCUAGAAUACUUAAGGCAAAGAUCGGAGGCCGUAGGUAUUCCGUGUGAGUACACUGCUGGAGACGGUGAAGAUGAUAGCAGAUACGACUAUAGCAGUGACGAAGAGACAGAAAGAAUUGGUGAUAAUGAUCAAGAACAAACUGUAAUCACAGCAUAUACCUUAAAGGAAGAUGAACACGAAAUGUUCAGCGUUCGUGUGAAAGAUCGCGCAAAGUCGAUUGAUAGCGGAGUCUGUGUUGAAACGAGGAAAGAAAACGGAUGUGGUAAGAAAGCCGUAGAAAACGAGGGACAAGAUACUGAGAAAUAUGGCAGUGGAAAUAAUGUUCAUUUAGUGCAUAAAAACGACGUUAUAAGUUGUUACAAUGCUGUUGCUGGCUGUAGCAACGGUGCAUCGCAUUCCCUUGACCACGAGGAGAGUAAUGUUAACAUGUCCCUCGUCCUGGCGUUCAAGAAAGGAGACAUGUUCGCGGUGGUUGUGCAGGACAAUGCCAUCUGGUGGGGCGUGAUGGCACUACGCACUGCCGCCGUGGGCUACGUACCUACCUCUUACCUUAAGUUCGUUGAGGAGCGGCACCUGUGGUUGACGAUAUCUGGCCAGAAGAGUUCCCGCGAAGUGCAUAUGAGAGCCCUGAGUGACCUACAGGCAGCAACCUCGCGCCUUCCUCAUCCAGAAGUGGUGUACGGAGCCAUGAUCCCUGAGCCAGACUAUAGUGACGACGAGAGAGAAACCACUAAACCCUCCAUCACCUCAAUAGUCACCAGGAACAAUCAAGUCAACUGUAUCAACAGCAACAACAAAGAACAAGACAAACUACAGUCUAGCCAGGGACGAAUAGAUGAACGAGGCCUCAUUAUGCCCAAGAAGCUAGUCAACCCAUACCUUGAGUCAUCUGACAAAAAGAAUCUCCACAGAGAACUGAUGUUCAACCAAAAGAGAGGUGUAAAUAUACUGAACCAAAAAACUGAGCUACAGAAGGCAAUGGAGAAACAUAAUGACAAAAAGAUUUUUAAGGAACAAGAGAAAGAAAAACAGGCAUCCAUGACUCCUUUCCAGAAAGCUCUUGAUGAACGAGCUCAAAAGAUUGAACAGAUGGAGAAAGCUGAAAACAAGAGUACGGAGGAUGAGAAGACCCCGUCUUGUGAAUUUGAAAAAAUCCAUGCCAAAGUUAGAGCUAAAAUGGAGGUUCAGUGAAGAUAGGCCAAUUACUCUUAAGUGUUAUACAGUAUCACAAAAAGUUACUACUGUGAAAAUUAUUAAUAAUUUAUAAUAACUUGUAGAUAAGAUGCUGGUAAUUCCACAGAUAACUACAGUAAUGUGAAUACAAGUCGUUUAUCAAGAUUUACCUGAAUCGUCAAAAUGAAAAUGUAUGUAUGUGAUGUUACAGAUACUAACCAGAGUGCUUUCACACUAGGAACUUGCUGCAUACAUGACAAAUAUUCACCUCAUGUACAGAUCUCACCAUAAUUCAUAAUUUCUUUUUCAUUGGAAGGGGUUGUAAUCAGUGUCUUAUUUUCUGUGUAGACUAAUCUUAAUGAAAGUACAUUCUUUAAAAAAAAUUAUGGCAUAAUUUUGUAAAGACUUUUAAGAACUCUGCAUGAAUGGAUAAAUUUCCAUGUACAGUGUAUAUAGCUUGUGACUGGCAGCAGUACACCAUGAGAUAAUACAGUUAAAUGCUCUUAGCACAAUUCAGGAUUCUUAUCUUGCUUUUUUUUUAUUUCGUAUAUUUAGGAGCAAUAUUUUUUUUAACAGGCAAAGAUACGUCAGUACAAUUAUGUCCGAAGACAAUAAUUUGUGCAAUGAACAUUCAUGCAGAAGUUUGUAAGGUUGAACAUAUUAGUUAUAAAGAUAUAUUUAAAAAAAUAGCUGUAGCUCAUAUUUUGCUUUUGUAUAGAAAGUGCUAUUGAUGCUGGUGAGAGGUUUUUGAUCUAAGGAAUUGAACCUGACCUCCCUUUCUUGGAUUGAGCCUGAUCUUAUUUUCCCCCCAUGUGCUGUAAGACCCCUGUGGGUUUAGCACUCCCCCUCUUCCCAUGAAUGUAAUAAUAAUAGAGAUAGUGUUAUUGAUAUCUCUAGCUUUAUAUUUAGUUUUUACCAAUUAUAUAGCUUUGCAACUGAAGGAACUUUGAAAAUACUUCUUGCAUUUCAGUUAAUAUGCUGUUACUGUAUUUCUAAGAUAAUGUACAAGUGUAGAAAUAAAUAAUUAUCCUAUACUAA